This is a messenger RNA of Helianthus annuus (common sunflower), 2054 nucleotides long. RefSeq names its product organic cation/carnitine transporter 4. The record is from RefSeq and is a predicted model, not a curated record. Gene Ontology annotation, cellular component: membrane. Gene Ontology annotation, biological process: transmembrane transport. Gene Ontology annotation, molecular function: transmembrane transporter activity. Lineage: Eukaryota; Viridiplantae; Streptophyta; Magnoliopsida; Asterales; Asteraceae. The transcript has 2 exons. Bases 1 to 1563 code for a protein of 520 amino acids.
AUGACAAUGUCAUCCCAUAAAAAGGAGUUGGAUGAUCUUCGGUCACCUCUCCUCCCUCCUGUGGUGAUUCAAGAGCAACCACCACUCGAGAUGCUCACGGUCGACCAAAUGUUAACCAAAUAUUGUGGCGAGUUUGGGUUUUGGCAAUUCAAGCAUUUUGUUCUCACGUGUAUGGCAUGGACACUUGAUGCCAUACACACAAUGGUUAUGAUUUUUGCUGACCGUGAACCUAGUUGGACUUGUGAACCUGGUUCUGGAUGUGUAUGGGAUUCGGACAAGAGCGUGUGUGGGCUUCAGCCUGGUUCAUGGCGAUGGGACAGUAGCGAAGGGUGGUCAACGGUGGCUGAGUGGGGACUGGUGUGUGGACAAAAGUAUAAGGUUGGGCUAGUUCAAGCUUUGUUCUUCUUUGGUUGCAUGAUAGGUGGUGGUACAUUUGGUCACCUAUCCGAUAGCAAAUUGGGAAGGAAACGAUCACUAAUGAUUGUAUGCAUUUUGAACAUCAUUUUUAGCCUAUUGACAUCCAUCUCCCUCGGUUAUUGGACCUAUGUCCUCCUCCGUCUACUCACCGGCUUCAGCAAUGGUGGGAUUGGCGUUUGUGCCUAUGUUCUCGCCAUCGAACCCAUAGGACCUGCCAAACAUGGAAUUGCAGGCAUGUCCACCUUCUAUUUUUACUCAUUCGGGAUAGCUCUUAUCUCUGGCAUAGCAUACAUAUUUCAAUCAUGGCGGUUUCUUUACAUUGCUUCUUCCAUACCCUCCGUCAUCUUUCUUCUUUUCAUGCUCCCUUUCAUCUUCGAGUCCCCACGUUGGUACCUCAUUCGAGGUAAAACAGAUGAAGCCAUGAAGAUCAUGCAGAAUAUCGCCAAAAUAAAUGGAAACCACCUCCCUGAAAAUGUGUAUAUUGUCCUAGAUAAGGAAGCUAAAAGGCGUGAUCACGAGAGUAUAGAAACUGGAACAAAAGAAAUUGUGGCCGCAUCAAUAAGAGAUGUGAUUAGGUCUCCAUUAUUGCGAAUGCGUUUGUUUCUUCUUAUGGGAAUCUACUUUACAAGCUCGAUCGUGUAUUAUGGAGUAAACUUAAAUGCCACAAACCUUAAAACUAAUAUCUACUUUAGUGUGUUACUCAAUUCGGUUGUAGAGAUGCCAGGGUAUCUUUUGGUUGCAUUCUUAAUAGAUAGGUAUGGAAGCAAGUCAUUAGGAAUAGGAGCACAGUGGUUCAGUGGAAUCUUUUGCCUUAUAGGUAGCUUGAUUGGAAGCAAAGAGAAUUGGAAGGCAACCAGGAUGGUGUGUGGAGUUUUGGGGAUAUUUGGGAUGGCUGGAACUUAUAAUUUGUUAUAUGUAUACGCGAUGGAAUUGUUUCCAACUGUAGUCCGAAGCGUAGCGAUUGGAUGUGCAAGGCAAGCGGGACAAAUAGGAUCCAUACUAGUACCUUUCGUGGUAGUUAAAAGUGCUAGUCUUUCGUUUAUGGUAUUUGGGAUAUGUGGAAUUGUGGGUGGUAUUCUUAUGUUUUUCUUGCCAGAAACAUUAAACAGGCCGUUGUAUGACACCAUGGAUGGAACGGAAAGUUGAAGAAAAUAAGUUCGCGAUGCUUGCAUAGAAACAUUUAACAAGCUAUUAUAUGAUACUAUGUACGGAGUGGCAAAUGAAACAAACAAGUUCCCAAUGCUAGCUUAGAUGACGAUGGAACUUCUAGAAAGAAAAAACGUAAGGUGGUUGAGUCUUUAAGCAUAAAUUAUUUCAUAUUGUAAGUUGUUGGUUUUUGUAUCUUAUCAUCGUGUUGAUUAAUGAAUUCUAUAAGACAUGUUAAUAGGAUUUGAGGUCAAAUAGAAAACACAAUGAAUAAUCUGUAAUUGAAGUGGAGGUUGUUUAUCCUUACUGCUACAUUAAUUAGGAAGUAUUUUGAGGGAAGGUUAAUAAAAUUAUGAACAUGGGGUGAAGAUGCCACAAUAAUACACAUGAUUUUUAUUUUAUAUGCUACAACGUAUUUGUCAAACUUGAAUUGAGUGGAGAAGAUGGAGUGUUUCACUUCAAACUUUAAAGUAACUGUUGAAAACUAUACA